AUGCUGAAGGGGCUCCCGCCUCGCCGCGAGCUGGGGCAAUGGCUGGGAGCGGACCUCAGUGAGGCGUCUCUGCUCUUCGGCACGUUCAAGCUGCAGGGAUGGAUCAUGCGGCUGCACACUGUGUUGGUAUUCCAUGCUGCUGAGAAUUCUUUGGUGCACACUGCCAGACCGGGGGCAUUUGUCCCCUCGUCGGCGUGUUUGACCCAUGCAACUGAAGCAGCUUCUCUCAAGCCUUCGGUGAUGCGAUCACCAGUCGUGUGGAGAAAACUGCAUCUUUGUGGAGAUGGGAGCAUUUGGAGUGGAUGCACUGUGCCUGUGCCUCUCCGGUGCCCUGGUGAUGACCGCAGUAGACUGGGUUAUGCCAGCUUGAAGUCUUCAGGACAAUUGCAGGGUCAAUGGUGCCAGUCUGAUGGCGGAGUCUCUUGUCGAGCUUACUCAACAUCGCGCCCUGUGGCUGCCAAACGAGACAAUGGGGAUGACUCUAAGCCUGGGCCUUCCAAAGAGCAUCAAAAGUUCACAGGCCUGGAGGAGAUGCUGCGCCGCCCAACAAAGUCCAAGGGAUUCUACCUAGAUGAGGUGAAACCGGGAUCUGCAGAGCAGCAUAGCCUGAAGACCAAGAGGAAAAGAGCCAGCAGAGACCCUGUUGUGGAUAGGAGGGGGAGUGAGGGUGGCAUUGGGUGGGAACAGGACAGGACUGUGGAUAAUGGCAUUGGGAAUGGCAGCUCCAAUCAGCAGCCAUUGCCCGGCUACACUUCCGCCCCUUUGAGAAAGAGCCCUUCCGAUGAAUCUGCAGCAGAAUCAGUAAGGGCAACGACAGUUUUGACUGAGAAAGAAUGUGAGCGUGGUUCUGGGUUUGGGGCUAUGUCUCAGUUUCAAACUGAGCAGGGGACCAUGACGGGAAAGGGGAUUGGCCUGCCAAUAGACGAGGGCGAUGACUUUGCUGGUGAAGCAACCAAGGCACCUGCUAGUUGCGAGCCUCAACUGAAGGAAGAGCAACAUGGCGUUCCUGAUGACAACUGCAUUGGACACGCAGGAUCUACAAACCGCCCUCAUGAUGAACAACAGGUCAAUGCUGGCGUGAGUGACACUGAGGAUCCUCAUGCACCAUUUCCUGGUGUGUGGAUGGGUUCUGGGUCAGCAACGGAGUCUGCAAGAUGGGCUGCCAGUGCCCACCUGCCGACAGCUGCAAUGUCCUCACGCAACGAUGACUUGGAUGACGAUGGACUUCACAUUCCCAUGGAAAGGGGCCUGCCACUGAAGAUUAUUCGGGACACAAACAGGGAAGGCCACAUUCGUUUGUUACAGACUGCCAGCAAAAAGCGCAGGCGGCGAGGUUGGAGUCAUGCAAAGGCGGUUGAUGUGCCCAAACGUGCAAAUCGUCCAGCUGCAGGCAGACGCACUAGAGAAAAUGAACAACAGCCCAGUGAAGGCAAUGGAGAUGGCAAAGAAAGGGCAAGAGUCAUUGGCUGUCUGCCACUUGAAUGCCUGAGUGUGUCCUCACAAACACAUCUGCCUCCACUCGUCCUUGUGCCUUCAGACGAUGAUGAGAAGGUGGCAGACGAAGUGAGGACUGAGGGAAAGGAGGAAGAAAAGGAGGACAGCGUGGAUGCAGGAAGCGGGAAGUGCAAUGGGAAAGAGCUGAUGCUGGAGCCUUCAGGUGGUUCUACUCAGGAGCAUUGGACAGAUCGGCAAUUGAAUGGAGAAAGGAGGCUGAAAAUCACUGCAACUAAAGAGGGCAUAAAGCCAACAAUUCUGCUGAUGAUUGGCGCUCAAGGUGCUGGCAAAAGCACUUUUGCAAAUGGCCUCGUAGAGAAGGGCUUCCUCCCUUGGGUGCGAAUCAACCAAGAUACCAUAAGGAAUGGCACGAGGGGAAGGAGGCCAGAGUGUGUAAUGCUCGUCAAGCACUACCUCAGUUUGGGCUAUUGUUGCGUGGUGGACAGGAUGAAUUACACCGUGGAACAAAGAAGGGACUUCAUCGAGCUUGCGAAGGAUUUGGAUGUGCCAAUCCAUGCUGUGAUCCUGAAGGAGCAGUUCCAGACUCUUGUGUAUCGUGUGGGCGAGCGCGAGGAGCAUGAAGGCAAUUUCUUGGGAUACAGCAGAAACAACAAAAACAUAAUUUUUUCAACGUCUUGUCACUUGCGUGGUGAGGGGUGGCCCCACCUGGACGAGGGCCUGGACAGCAUGCGGAUCUGCAAGACAAAUGAGGAAAUAGCUUUCCAAAUGAUGCGGUGGAUAAACUGGGGCCGGAUCCGGCGGAGUCCGAUGAUGGGCAGGGCGACCAUGGCCAGCAGGGAACGGAGCGAGCCCCCCGAUGACAUCCUCCCUUCGGCCAUACCACUGGAUCUUGUGCGGCGGGAUGUCUCAGAAGCCAACACAAUUGGCUAUAUCCCAGCCUAUGCUCGAACGUAUAUGGGACAGGAGCCGAACAACAGUGAAACUGAGCAGCCCGAUGAGCUGGAAGAUGAUUCGACCAAAGAUGAGUUGCUGAAGGAGGUCCAAGACUUGUCCGCUGAUACUAGCUUCAGCCCAUGGGACAGACAGGAUGGCCAGCGUGGACCUGAAGAUCAUUAA
This is a messenger RNA of Ostreobium quekettii, 2571 nucleotides long. Lineage: Eukaryota; Viridiplantae; Chlorophyta; Ulvophyceae; Bryopsidales; Ostreobiaceae. The record is from the annotation of a GenBank genome assembly.